AUGGCCUUUGGUUCAAAUGGUGGCAGCAGCGGUGGCGCCACAAGUGGAGGUUCCGGUGAUGGGGCCAGCUUUGACCCAAAUAAAAUAAAUGCAAACUUCGGAAGCAGUGGCGGUGGAUUUGGCAGCAGCAGUGGAGGUAGUUCCGGUGGGUUCGAUACAAGUGGUGGAUUUGGCAGCAGCAGUGGAGGUAGUUCCGGUGGGUUCGAUACAAGUGGUGGAUUUGGCAGCAGCUCAAGUGGAGGUAGUUCCGGGGCAUUUGGAGGAAGUGGAUUUGGUAGUAGUUCUGGUACUGGAGGCAGUGGCACUGGCGGAGGAAGUUUUGAUCCAAACGCCUUGAAUUUCGGAAGCAGCAGUGGAUCUAGCAGCGGCAGUAGUGGUGGAUUUGGCGGGAGUGGAUUUGGCAGCAGUUCCAGUGGUAGUAGUGGUGGUUUCGGCGGAAGUGGAUUUGGCAGCAGUUCUGGCGGAGACAGUGGCAGUAGUGGUGGUUUUGGUGGAAGUGGAUUUGGCAGCAGUUCCAGUGGAAGUAGUGGUGGUUUCGGCGGAAGUGGAUUUGGCAGCAGUUCUGGUGGUGACAGUGGCAGUAGUGGUGGGUUUGGUGGAAGUGGUUUUGGCAGCAGUUCCAGUGGAAGUAGUGGUGGUUUCGGCGGAAGUGGAUUCGGCAGCAGUUCCGGCGGAGACAGUGGUAGUAGUGGCGGUUUUGGUGGAAGCGGAUUUGGCAGCAGUUCCAGUGGUAGUAGUGGUGGUUUCGGCGGAAGUGGAUUUGGCAGCAGUUCCAGUGGUAGUAGUGGUGGUUUCGGCGGAAGUGGAUUCGGCAGCAGUUCUGGCGGAGACAGUGGCAGUAGUGGCGGGUUUGGUGGAAGUGGAUUUGGCAGUAGUUCCAGUGGUAGUACUGGUGGGUUUGGUGGAAGUGGAUUUGGGAGCAGUAGUUCCGGUGGUGAUAGCAGCAGUAGCACUGGUGGAUUUGGCGGAAGUGGAUUUGGUAGCAGUAGUUCCGGUGGCGCAAGCGCAGGAGGAAGCUUUGACCCUAAUGCCAUUAACGCCAACUUUGGAGGACGAAGACGAUAG
Molecule: messenger RNA, 1065 nt
Organism: Ylistrum balloti
Lineage: Eukaryota; Metazoa; Mollusca; Bivalvia; Pectinida; Pectinidae
Product: keratin, type I cytoskeletal 9-like
Exons: 4
Coding region: 1-1065 (354 amino acids)
Source: RefSeq, a predicted model, not a curated record